AUGUCGUACCCAAAAAGCGGACGCAAAGCUGGCCCCAGUUCUCCAACGCCAUCCCAGGCCGCCUCUGAGGGCGAGCGGAAGGUGUACGAAGACACGUACGAACACUCCACGGCUGCCGUACUAAAGGGAGGCCGCAGCGGAGUCACACCAGGAGUUACAGCGGCCGCCAUGCCCCACGCCGCCGGCACAUUUGACCGUCCGAUCCUGUGCGAGGACAACGACCAAGGCUCCGCCACCGCCGCCGCUGAUAAUACUGGCGGUGCCAGCACUUUGCACCGUGGACUGCUAUCUUUGCCAUCUCCUUCUGUCCGUGCGAGUGCGAAUGAGAAUGCCAGCCCUGGGGGUGGUGACGCUUCCAAGGUUGAAGCUUCCGAUCGGCGAACCAACACGAUCACUGACACUGUCGUCUUCCUGCUCAGCUUCUGCGGCUGGAAGAAUCCCCACACACCAGAAUCUUUCCGGAAGUUUUGGCUCAACGACCCAAGCACAAGGCCCGACGAGUGGACAAUGCAGAACUACUUCAACUACUGCUCGCAAGGCGCCGUGCAGCUAACAACUGACACCCUCCGGGUCUUCGUGGUUCCUUUGCCAUACUGCAUGGGGGAGUUCUUUGACAAAAGCACGGCCAGGACCAAGACGUACGACUUCAAUACUACUUGUGGCGUGGCGGAGGAGGAUGCGUGGCACUCGCUCUCCAUGCAGUACGUGACAGACGUUCUGGGCCAGAGAGUCUCAGGCGCCACGCACCAAAUCGCCGUUUUGCCGGCUGAAGGGCCAUGCGAGUAUGCAGGCAAGGCCACCGUGGGAUGUCGCGGAAGCAACUGCCGCAUCAACGUCAAUGGCAAGCACGCCAGCGAGCACUGGGUCUACAUGCACGAGAUGGGACACAACCUCAAGCUCGCCCACUCGGGCGCUGCUCGGCGGGGUGGCGGCACGGACGAGUACGCAGAUUACUCGUGCACGAUGGGAAGGACAACACCUACCCAUGCUAGCCUAUCAGCCUACUGUGAAAACUCUGAGAAUCCAAACCCACCUGCCCACCUGCCCACCCCCGUCGUUCCUCUCUGUGACCUGCUGCUGUUCGGUCAUGCACGUGUAAAACAAAAGUUCGAGGGCACCGCGACAGCGACACUUCAGCAAGCCGUCCUCGGCCCGAGUGGCGAGUACAGAGACGUGUUGCCCUUCGGCCUGGUGGUGCGGGUGGUCUCAAUCAACCGAACCAGCGCUGUCGUCACCGUGUGUCGAUCUGGAGGACUUCGUGAGGCCCAGGGCGGCGACUCGUGCACUGAUGGUAGCGACAACGACUGCGAUGGCCUAGUGGAUGAUGCCGAUCCGGACUGCAAGGAUGUGGUAACCUCGCCAUCGCCGCCACCGUCGACACUGCCAUUGAGACCGCCGUGGCCUAGAACCCCACCGUCCCCUCGGCCACCGUCGUUGCCGUCAAAACCAUCCCCACCGCCAAAACCAUCCCCACCGCCAAAACCAUCCCCACCGCCAAGGCCAUCCCGACCACCGCCAAAGCCUCCUUUAUCAUCGUGGAGGGGUCGUCCAUAA
Volvox carteri f. nagariensis is the source of this 1554-nucleotide messenger RNA. RefSeq lists its product as uncharacterized. The transcript has 7 exons. The coding region runs from base 1 to 1554 and encodes 517 amino acids. The record is from RefSeq and is a predicted model, not a curated record. Lineage: Eukaryota; Viridiplantae; Chlorophyta; Chlorophyceae; Chlamydomonadales; Volvocaceae.